This is a messenger RNA of Drosophila navojoa, 2326 nucleotides long. RefSeq names its product THO complex 1-like protein Hpr1 (gene Hpr1). Gene Ontology annotation, cellular component: THO complex part of transcription export complex. Gene Ontology annotation, biological process: mRNA export from nucleus; signal transduction. Gene Ontology annotation, molecular function: protein binding. The record is from RefSeq and is a predicted model, not a curated record. Lineage: Eukaryota; Metazoa; Arthropoda; Insecta; Diptera; Drosophilidae.
UAAAGCAAAAGUAAUCAAAUAUAAACAUUAAGAAUGAGCACGCAAUUAGCAUUGGCCGACGAUACAGCCACGAAGUCGGCCAAUUUCUUUGCGCUACAGGCGGCAUUCGAGACUGCCCUGGAGCAGGCGAUUGCCGAGAAUAAUGUGGAACAAUUGAUCAAAGAGUAUCACAGCUUUCGUGCUAAUUCCGAGCACGACAAACGCUCGCCCAUGGACCAGGCGUUUCGGGAAGUGCUUAUGAAGCGGCUGAGCGACGAUGUCGAACGGAUUGGAGCGCUCGUGCGCCUCUCUGUGGACGCAGCUCGAGCAGAGAUUGUAUCGAACACAAUUCCAGUUGUAUUACUCGGGGAUACCUUCGAUGUGGUUACGCUGAAUAAGUGUGAGCUGAUUUUCAAGUUUGUAGAAGAUCUCGUCGAGGUCUGGAAGGAGGAGAUCUUCUUUGCGUCGUGCAAGAACAAUUUGCUUCGCAUGUGCAACGAUCUACUGAGACGUUUGUCUCGCACACAGAAUACCGUUUUCUGUGGUCGCAUUUUACUCUUUCUCUCCAAGUUCUUUCCCUUCUCGGAGCGCUCUGGUUUGAACAUUGUGUCCGAGUUCAAUCUGGAUAACUUUACCGAGUACGGUCUGGAUAGCAAGGACCACGACGACCUUGAUAAUAAGGAACUGGAAGAUACGGCUGAGGAUAUACCGCUAAAGAUUGACUACGAUUUGUAUUGUAAGUUCUGGUCGCUACAGGACUUUUUCCGCAAUCCCAAUCAAUGCUACAGCAAAGCGCAAUGGAAGAUGUUUCAAAUGCACGCCGAGACCAUACUGCAGUCAUUUUUGAGCUUUAAACUGGAAGAUAUACGCCAGAACAACGAUUCCAAUGGCGCCAACAGUGCCAAUGGCUCCAACGGCGACUCGAGCGCACUGAUGAUGGAUGUAGAUGUGGACGAUGCUGCAGUGGAUGCAGCGGCUUCGAUGGCUGUGCGCAAGGAAACGAAUUUCUUUGCCAAGUUCUUGACCAACCCCAAACUGCUCGCACUCCAGCUGUCCGACUCGAAUUUCCGGCGUGCCGUAUUGGUGCAAUUUCUCAUAUUGUUCCAGUACUUGCAGGUCAGCGUCAAGUUCAAAAUUGACACCUACACCCUGACGAGUGCUCAGUCCGACUUCAUCAAGGAGACGGAGCAGCGCGUGUACAAACUGCUGGAGGAAACGCCUCCGAAUGGCAGGCGUUUUGCGCGCACUGUGCAGCAUAUGCUGCAACGCGAGGAGAUGUGGAACAAUUGGAAAAACGACGGCUGCAAGGAGUUCAAGAAACCCGAGGACCCAGAGCCCACCGAUGAGGAGUCGAAGCCUUCACCUCCAAAGCGUGCCAAGCGGCCAUUGGGCGAUUGCUUGCGCGAAGCGGCACGCAAUGGCAAAUUCUAUUUGGGAAAUGACCAUCUGACUCGGCUGUGGAACUACUCGCCCGACAAUUUGCAGGCCUGCAAGAGUGAGCAGCGCAACUUUUUGCCUCAGUUGGAGACGUACUUGGAGACGCCGCAUGACAAGAUAGAUCCUGCUUUCGAGUGGCGUGCCUUGCGUCUGCUAGCCCGCCAGACACCACAUUUUUUCACGUUCGUGACGCAACCGUCGUGCAAGAUAACCGACUAUCUGGAUGUGGUGCGUAAACGUUUGAUGCGCGAAAAGGAGCUGGCUAAGCAGAUAAACACCGCAGCAGCAAAUGCGUCGGAGCACGACAAUGGUUUGGCUGCCAGCAGUGCACCAGCUGAACAGGAGCAUGACGCAUCGGUAGCAUUGCAGGAAACGGAGCCAGAGCCCGACCUGGAGGUUGAGGACCCCGAGCCUGUGGUCGAGGAAGCGGACGAGACACCGGCACAUGAGAAGCCGCUGAUGGUGACAGCCGCCCACAUCGAGGAGAUAACACCGUUGAUAGGCGAGCCCUGGAUGAAGGUGGGCAAGAAGAUCGGCUUCAGCAAUGACGAGCUGCUCUUCUUCCAAAUGGAAAAUCCUACGCCGGGCGUGGCAUGCAUGAAGAUGUUGACCAAUUGGAUCUCAGACGACGACGAUGCCACGCUAGAGAACUGGGCCUACAUGCUGGAAGGCCUGGAAAUGCACAAGGCAGCGGAUGCCGUAAAGGCGAUCAUCGAGCGCGAAAAGGCGGGCAGCGCACAGCCACAGCCCCAAGCCGAAGUACAGCCGGAUGCGAACAGCAAUGAUGUGGAAAUACUGUCGGACUAGCAGAGGGAAACAACACGAUCAAUAAUUAAUUUUAUGCUGUUAUAUAUUCAUCGAAUCCUUUAUCACAUGUAAUAAACGGGCAAAAGUCAAUGUCCCAAAUCUA